CUGAAUGUUAGAUUAUUAAUAAUAUGCUAUUUUAGUAAUUUUUACUUUUUUUUAAUUCUGUGUAUUAAGAUCUGGUUAGGCCCAAUAUAUAUUUACAAUUUUUAUAUUUAGGCGUAUCGUUUGAAUUAUUUUUGUGGGAAUCGUUUGCUGUGUUUUCUCUAGAAGAAGAAAUUGUCCGGAUGUUGCUUUUCGAAUGUAUUCUCACCUCCGUUUAUUUAGUCUAACAGCAAGCUUUGGUAUGAAUACAAACAAUUUUGCUCUGACUUAUCACCAUGGAAGUAUUGAAGAUGAUGGUUGAAUCUUUUUGUGAUGAAAAACAGGAUUAUGUGAUGGAUAUCAGAUUGGUUAAAAAUGAAGAAAUAUUUUUAGUAACUAAUAUCUUAACUGCAAGUUUUGAUGAGAGUAUAAAGGUGAAGCUCUGACAUAAACAUGGAAGUAUUAAAGAUCAAAGAUGAACCAUUUUCUGAUGAGGAGCAGGAUACUUUAUUGGAUAUCAAACUGGUAAAAAAUGAAGAAACUUUUACACUAUCUAGCAGAACAGAAGAAGCUGAUUCCUUAUCAGAAAGAUCUUCAAAUACUAUUUUGAAGUUUGGUGUAGCAAAAAAGGAACAAGAAGAGAACUAUGAUGGAGAAACAGAGAUUGAAAACAAAGCUAUUGAAGUGAAAACAGAGCAGCCUGGUGAUGUACCACAUGAUGAAGUUAUUUCCAAGUUCAGUGAUAGUGAUAACAAUGAUCUGGAUAGCUUAGAAUAUGGUGUUACAAAUAUGAAUGAAGAAACUGAAUUUCAAGAUGGCUUACAACAAAUUUGUUCUGGGUUAGAAAGUAUAUCUGAUGUAAAGACCAACUGUAAUCGAAAUCAGUUUACUGAUGAUCAUUUUUUAACACAAGAAGGUCCCUUUACAGAAAGAAAAAUUGGAAGAUCUCAGAAACCAAACAAUAGUGGUGUGUUUGUAAAAAAGAAUUCAAAUGGAGAUAAGCUAAAACAAUCUGGUAUCCCUUCUAGUAGUGACAAACCAUACAGCUGUGAAAUGUGUGGCAAACAGUUUGGAAGACUUAGUAACCUAAAAGUACAUGAGAGGAUACACACUGGAGAGAAACCAUAUAGCUGUGUGGUGUGUGGUAGAGAAUUUGCAACAAGAGGAAACCUCAAAAAACAUGAAAAGUUACACACUGGGGAGAAGCCAUACAGUUGUGUAGUGUGCAACAAAAAAUUUGGAAGGAUUAGUAACCUAAAAUCACAUGAGAUGGUACAUGAUGCCAAGAGAACACAUAGUUGUGUAGUUUGUGGUGAAGAAUUUGUAGGUAGCAGUAACUUAAAAAAACAUGAGAGGAUACACACUGGGGAGGAACCAUACAGUUGUGUAAUCUGUGGCAAAGAAUUUGGAACAAAGGGUAACCUAAAAGUACAUGAGAGGAUACACACUGGAGAGAAACCAUACAAUUGUUUUGUGUGUGGCAGAGUAUUUGGAACAAAGGGUAGCCUCAAAAAACAUGAGGUUAUACACACUGGAGAAAAACCAUACAGCUGUAUAGUGUGUGGCAAAAACUUUGGAAGAAAUAAUAUACUGAAAGCACACGAAAUGAUACAUACCACAAGGAAAACCUGUAGUUGUGUAGUUUGUGGUAAAAAAUUUGUAUGUAAUAGUAACUUAAAAAAACAUGAGACAGUACACACUGGAGAGAAACCAUAUAGUUGUGUUAUUUGUGGAAAAACGUUUGGAAGAAAUAGUUACCUAAAAAAACAUGAGAAAACACAUACAGGAGAAAAACCAUACAGUUGUGAAGUUUGUGGUGAACAAUUUGUAUGUAAUAGUAACUUAAAAAAGCAUGAGACAAUACACACUGGUGAAAAACCAUAUAGUUGUGUAAUAUGUGGAAAGAAAUUUCGAAGACAUAGUUACUUAAGAAGACAUGAAAUAAUACACACUGGGGAGAAACCUUACAGUUGUAUAUUGUGUGGCAAACAAUUUAGAACAAAUAAUAAAUUAAAGAUGCAUCAGAGAGUACACACUGGAGAUAAACCAUACAGUUGCUUAAUAUGUAGAAGAAAAUUUGCAAGAAAUUCUGAUAGAAGAAUACAUGAGAGGACACACACUGAAGAAAAAUCAUACUCAUCUUGAAGUAAGUAACAAGAUAUUAAGAAAAAUUAUGACCUGAAGAUACACGCUGGGGAGUAACCACAGAGCCGUUAAAUAUAUAUGUGGAAAAAAUUUGUUAAUAAAAUAGUUGCUUAAAAUUACAUGAGAGAAACCAUACAUUUAUACAGUAUGUGGUGAGAAAUUGGAAGUUAUAAUCACGUUAAUACAAUUCUAGAGGAUUCAUACUUGGGGUAAGCCACGGAAAUAUGAAAUAUUUAGUUAUGGUGUACAAUUAUGACAGGGAACACUUGCAUGAUUCAUGUGUAAAAGCCACAUCAGUACGACGUGUGGAACUGUAAAGCAUCAGGUGGUACAAAUUGUAGAGAAAGCGUCUGGGUAUGAUGUAUUUAGUUACAAUUUUUAAGAUGGUUGUUAUUUAUUAAAACUUCGAGAAGCGGAACAAGUAAGAUAAAUGUAGUGUGAAGUGUGUUACAAAGGCCUUCAGGGAAAAACAUGUUAAAUAUCACUGUGUAUAUAAUAUAAUAAAAUCCUUUGCAAUGGUUUUCAUUUAUUGGGGAAAGAAAAAUCUCCAUGAUUACCAAAAUAUUUUUUUUAAUUAAAACUAAAGAGUUGUGAACAUUUAAGAACAGUUAGAUGAUUUUUUAAUAUUAAACAGAUUUGUUAAUAAUGACAGGUUAGUUUUACAUAAUAUAACUCUUGUAUAGUUAGGAUUUGGAUUGGAUACCAAUCAUCAUUAUGGUUAGUAACUUAUACAGUAAUCAAAUACUAACUGUUUAUUUGUUAGUUUUUUUGUAUUUUAGUCACUGAUUAGAAAUUAGUUUUGACAAUACAUUUUAUUUGGUGCCAUCUUAAGGGAGAUCUUGAAAUGUAUAUUGUGGCAAAUCUAGAUUCAAAUCUGGGUCUUUUUGUUAGAAAGUUAGGGUAAUUCCCACUUCUCUGGGUUCUUCUCACACUGAGAUUUGACUGAUUUAACUAUUUUAUAAGUAAGGUAUCUAGGCUUAGCUGAUUUCUGAGCUCAGUGGGAUAAGUGUGUUAUCUGUUAACUAGAUCUAGAAUGUUUUUUUUCUUUUGUGUGUGCAUAUGGCUCAAAUCCAGUUGUUUUGUUGGUAAAAAAAAUGGUUAAAAGAUCAUUUGUUUGUAUGUGUAAUCUAUUGUGCCUUGAAUUCUGACAUUUGUUGGUCUUUUUUGUUUCUCCCAUAUAUUGAAAUUCAUAUUCAUAGAGGUUUUACUUCUCAUUUCUUCUUUAGGUUAAUUGGUAUGCACUAACUACUAUCAUACUAUGUUAUGGUUUCUGAAAACAUGAGCAAUAUGACUGUGUUUAUAUAAUUUCCUUCCUGCUUACUCUUAACAUUCAUCUUUUCCUUAAAUAUUCAGGGUAUCCAUUGCCAAGGAGAACCAUUCAUCUUAUCAUCUUCUGUGUUACAAAUCUUGUUGUAUUUGAAGACAAAGCAGCCUGUGAUAUCCAAUGUUAUAUGGUGGCUUGGUGUACAGUUAAAGUGUUUUCCAGUAUCUAAGUUGUUUUUUUUGUAAACUGUUGUGUAUGAGUUACAUAUCUGGAUGAGUAUUGUUUCUAGGUAAGGGGAACUUGUUAUAUUUUUCUAUUGUGAAUUGUAUGACUGAUUAUUGUCUGCUUAUAUGGUUCAUGAAUUUUUAAAUUUUGUCAGUAGGGUGUGGCCUUAUUACAUAUUUAUUAGCAACAUAUCUGAACCAUCCUGGUACUUAGAGGAGAUGUUUAGAUGGUGUUAAGUUCUAUAUAAAAAAUCACUGAAUUCCAGUGACAAGGGUCGUGUCAUAGCUAGGCCUUCGUUCAACAUGGGAACAACUAUUCUCUUCUAGAGAUAAUCCUUAAUUUGUUUAGUGUGGACAAAACGUUUGAAGGAGUAGAAAUCUAAAAUGCUGGAGGGUUUAAUGAGUAGAGAUAACUAUCGAAGUAUGAUGUUGGAAGUAGUAGAAAUCUAAAAUGCUGGAGGGUUUAAUGAGUAGAGAUAACUAUCGAGGUAUGAUGUUGGAAGUAUUAAUCUAAAAUGCUGGAGGGUUUAAUGAAUAGAGAUAACUAUCGAAGUAUGAUAUUUGUGUCCUAGCAUCUUUAAAUGUUCUGAAGUAGAAACAGGUCAAAGACUGGAGUUAAAACACAAUUUAAAAUGUUUUUCAAAGAAUUGGAGAGAGAAUAUUGUUACUAUAUGAAUGAUAUAAAACCAUAACUUGUAAGAAUUGUCAGGUGUUUUGUAAGAGAAAACAUCUGUGUGAUUUCAUGAAUCCUGUUAUGAUUUGUGGAAUUAUUUGCACAGGUUAAAUGAUAAUAAAGAUAAAAACAAUGACAAGGUUGCAGAAGUUUUGAUUACUGCUUAAUUUUCACUAUGGGCCAUUAAUCCUUUUUUUUUUCCUUUUAGGAUUCUUUAAGCUAGAGGAAAAAUUUUGUAGCACUUACGUUAAUUUUAAACAUUGUUAUUGAAGCAUAACCCAUCACAAGUAGAUACAUUACUGUUUAUUGUUAUUUUUCUGUAUUGAAACAGAUACUUUCCAAACUGCUUUAAUUUUGUAUAUUUUAACGUUAUCAGUGUACAAGUUGGAUGUUUAAAAUUGUUAUCUUGUUAUAUAAAAUCCAAUAAGUUUCUAGUUCGAGAAUGUUCUGGAAGCACAGCAGUGUAUAAAUAACCAAAGUGCUUGUCUUUGAGUAUGUAAAUAAAAUCAGUCAUCUGACAAACAUAACAGAAUAGGUUGUAUUUUGGUUUAAACUUAUUACUGUA
This is a messenger RNA of Limulus polyphemus (Atlantic horseshoe crab), 4847 nucleotides long. Its product is annotated as zinc finger and SCAN domain-containing protein 2-like. Gene Ontology annotation, molecular function: RNA polymerase II cis-regulatory region sequence-specific DNA binding; DNA-binding transcription factor activity. Lineage: Eukaryota; Metazoa; Arthropoda; Merostomata; Xiphosura; Limulidae. The coding region runs from base 430 to 2121 and encodes 563 amino acids. The transcript is spliced from 6 exons. Gene Ontology annotation, biological process: regulation of cytokine production; regulation of immune system process; negative regulation of transcription by RNA polymerase II. The record is from RefSeq and is a predicted model, not a curated record.